CCGUCUACUGUCGGAAAUUACAUUGACCUUGUACUGUUGAUUCAGAUUCCCGCCCCCUCUCUAUAUAAUUAGGCUGCAUGGAAAUUCUCAAUAUCAUCUCACAAACAUCAAAUUGAGGGCAUGGCAUCGAGUUCACUGAGUUCACGUCGGCCCGAUUCCUGGACACCCCAGGAGAACAAGCUCUUUGAGAAGGCACUCGCUCGGUUCGACCAGGACACACCCGACCGGUGGCAAAACGUCGCCAGGGAAGUCGGCGGCGGAAAAUCGGCGGAGGAAGUCAAAAGGCACUACGACGUUCUGAUGGAGGAUCUCCGGCGGAUAGAAUCCGGCCACGUGCCAAUUCCCAACUACGCCACCAGGAACUCUACGCCGUAAGAAGAAAGAAGGCAUAUUUCUAAUACUAAUUAAAGCUCCUUUUUUUCCCCAUGAUAUAUCAUUUUUUUGGAAG
This is a messenger RNA of Sesamum indicum (sesame), 448 nucleotides long. The record is from RefSeq and is a predicted model, not a curated record. Lineage: Eukaryota; Viridiplantae; Streptophyta; Magnoliopsida; Lamiales; Pedaliaceae.